Messenger RNA from Salvelinus fontinalis (brook trout), 5026 nucleotides. It is a transcript of the gene slc6a18, whose product is annotated as solute carrier family 6 member 18. NCBI's taxonomy places the organism in Eukaryota, Metazoa, Chordata, Actinopteri, Salmoniformes, Salmonidae. Gene Ontology annotation, cellular component: plasma membrane. Gene Ontology annotation, biological process: sodium ion transmembrane transport. Bases 408 to 2261 code for a protein of 617 amino acids. The transcript is spliced from 13 exons. The record is from RefSeq and is a predicted model, not a curated record.
GACAUCCCUGCUACUGGCUCUUACAUCUGAGGGGAAGCAUCAGACAGACAGAUAAGUCAAUCCACUGAGGUGGAAUCAGGGAGAAAAUCAUAGCACUGGAUAGUGCAGGAUAGGAUAUCAUUGAAGGACCUCCACGGCAACCUGCAAUGAGACAGAGAAGCGAUUCAGAUCACCACAUUUAAAGAGCUACACUGAAGCAGCAUCAAACCUGAGAGAGGAUUUCAGAUCAGACACUGGAGUAAAGACACCAACACCCAACCAGUGAAGUGGACAACAGAAUAACUGUGCUCCCUCUACAGAAUAAGCAUUGGUUCAGAGUGCUAGAACCUCGGGCUAAAACACACUGGACUAAACUGAAAACCAGAGGUUGAUCUACUACUGAGCUAAACUACUGUUGAGAGCUGAGCAUGCCAGAGGAGGGUAUGGAGGACAACAAGAGGGGAGAGGAGAGACCCAAGUGGAACAACAAGGCAGAGUACCUGCUGACCUGCAUUGGCUUUGCAGUGGGGCUGGGCAAUGUGUGGCGCUUCCCCUACCUCUGCCAGAUUUACGGAGGGGGUGCGUUUCUGAUCCCCUACCUGAUAGCCCUGGUGUUUCAGGGUCUGCCUCUGCUCUACUUGGAGCUGGCUAUAGGACAGAGGCUCCGCAUGGGCAGCAUCGGAGUCUGGAGCUCCAUAUCACCCUACCUGGGAGGAGUAGGUGUAGCCUCAAUGGUGGUGUCCUUCUGUGUGAGUCUGUUCUACAACACUAUCGUGGCCUGGGUCCUCUGGUACCUCUUCAACUCCUUCCAGGAACCCCUGCCCUGGAGCCAAUGUCCCCUCAACCACAACAACACAGGGUACGUGAAGGAGUGUGUAGAAAGCACGCCGGUCAACUACUUCUGGUACCGUCAGACCCUGAACAUCACUCCUAACAUGGAGACCAGUGGCUCUCUACAAUGGUGGCUGGUAGUCAGCUUAGCUACCGCCUGGUCUAUCGUUUACAUCUGUUUUAUCAGGGGCAUCGAGACCAUCGGCAAGGCUGUGUACGUCACAGCAACGUUCCCCUACCUGGUACUAACCAUCUUUCUGGUGAGAGCCCUGACCCUUCCUGGAUCAUCUGAAGGUCUAAUCUACCUGUUCACACCUGACUGGGAGAUCCUGAAGAACCCCCAGGUAUGGCUGGAUGCUGCUACUCAGAUCUUCUUCUCUCUGUCAGUGGCCUUUGGUGGACUCAUCUCAUUCUCCAGUUACAACAGCCAGAGGAAUAACUGUGAAAGGGAUGCUGUUUUAGUGGGGGUUAUAAACAGUGCUACAUCUAUCUAUGCCUCCAUCCCCAUCUUUGCCAUCCUGGGAUUCAAGGCCCACACCAACUAUGUCACCUGUCUGAAUGGUAACAUCUUAGCUCUGACCAAUGAGUUUGAUAUCAGCGACAUGAACAUAACGGUUGAAAACUACGAGCAGUGGUUUGACUCUUUAAAUGGGACACAUCCAUCUAGAGUAUCCGAUCUCAACCUGAAGACAUGCGACCUGCAAACCUUCUUGGAUCAGAGUGCAUCUGGUACUGGGUUAGCGUUCAUCGUGUUCACAGAAGCGGUGAUAUCGAUGCCUGGCUCUCAGGUGUGGGCUGUGCUCUUCUUCAUCAUGCUGUUCAGUCUGGGUCUGUCCUCCAUGUUUGGUAAUCUGGAGGGCGUCCUCACGCCCCUUCAUGACCUCAAACUGGUGCCCAAGUGGAUGCCCAAUGAGCUCUUCACAGCAUUGAUCUGCCUGGUAUCGUUCCUGGUGGCUCUGAUAUUCACUAUGGGAUCAGGGAACUACUGGUUGGAGGUCUUUAACAGUUACGUGGGCUCUGUACCUCUCCUCAUCAUCGCCUUCUUUGAGAUCAUCGCUGUGGCAUACAUCUACGGAAUAGGACGGUUCAGUGAUGACUUGGAGUUCAUGACAGGACAUAGACCCAACAUCUUUUGGAAAGGCUGCUGGUUGGUCAUCAGCCCUCUGAUGCUGUUGGUGGUGUUGGUGGCGUACGUUGCCGUCCAGGCCCAGACACAUCCCACCUACCCAGCAUGGAAUCCUGACUACGUGAACUUCCCCGACACAGAGGUUCUGCCGUAUCCAGACUGGGUGUUUGCCAUCUGUGUCCUGCUGUCUUCAGUACCAGUUAUCUCCAUCCCCCUGGUGGCCAUCUACAGACUCAUCUGCUGCAUGUCAGGAAGACACUCUAAAGGCAGUCUCCACAACGAUCCGAAUAUUUAUGCCAACGAAGGCUACGUUGUAGAGAGUUAGACCCUGAAGACACUCUAUUUCGAUCUAUCCUCAUCUGAGCAACACUGUAAAACAACGCUGAGGUGAAAUAAUUGCCUCACAUCAACUGACCUUGACAUUCCUUACACUCAUGAAUCAAAAGGGUGUUUAUUUGUUUUUAUUUCGUAAUAAUGAAGGACGGACGAUCGGUUGCACUCGAAUUAGACAGUGAUUUUUAGACAGUGAUUCUCCAGGAGUAGUUUUUUUGUUGUCUUUUGGGUGACACAAAGAGGAUUGAAGAGCUGAGAAUCGGUGAAUGUUUGGGUUUACCCAUUUUGACCAACUAAAAAUGGAUUUGUUGGUCAAAUUAUAGAUUUUUUUGUAUUUGUUUUCUCACAGAGAACAUAAAGAUUAGUGUAAACAGCAUAGAUCUUUCAGUGUGAAGAUAGUGUUUAUGUCAUUAUGUUUUCUACUGGAAAUGAAAUUACAUCUGUGAUAUCAAAUGUACUUCCUUAUUUCUUUCAUAGGACCUACCACUCCUAAACCAUAAACGUUAGAGAUAAUACAGCAAUUAGAUGGAGAAUUAACCUAGGCGUUGAAACCACAAUAUGACAGCAUGAAAAUAUACUUUUAGUUUUACUAAAGCACAAAACAUAAAUAACUUUGUAUUACAUAUUGGUAGUGUGCUAUAUUACUUAUAUAAAUAUAUACUUUAUUUCAGUCACACAUCACUGACACAUAGCCUAGUAGACCGAUCUGUUUGCACUUUAGCUAGCUAACUCCUCUGUCCUGUCCGUUGUCAUGGCACUUUAGCUAGCUAACUCUUCUGUCCUGUCUGUUGUCAUGGCACUUUAGCUAGCUAACUCCUCUGUCUGUUGUCAUGGCACUUUAGCUAGCUAACUCCUCUAUCCUGUCUGUUGUCAUGGCACUUUAGCUAGCUAACUCCUCUGUCUGUUGUCAUGGCACUUUAGCUAGCUAACUCUUCUGUCCUGUCUGUUGUCAUGGCACUUUAGCUAGCUAACUCAUCUGUCCUGUCUGUUGUCAUGGCACUUUAGCUAGCUAACUCCUCUGUCCUGUCCGUUGUCAUGGCACUUUAGCUAGCUAACUCUUCUGUCUGUUGUCAUGGCACUUUAGCUAGCUAACUCUUCUGUUAUGUCCGUUGUCAUGGCACUUUAGCUAGCUAACUCCUCUGUCCUGUCUGUUGUCAUGGCACUUUAGCUAGCUAACUCCUCUGUCCUGUCUGUUGUCAUGGCACUUUAGCUAGCUAACUCCUCUGUCCUGUCCGUUGUCAUGGCACUUUAACUGGCUAACUCCUCUGUCCGUUGUCAUGGCACUUUAGCUAGCUAACUCCUCUGUCCAUUGUCAUGGCACUUUAGCUAGCCAACUCCUCUAUCCUGUCUGUUGUCAUGGCACUUUAGCUAGCUAACUCCUCUAUCCUGUCUGUUGUCAUGGCACUUUAGCUAGCUAACUCUUCUGUCCUGUCCGUUGUCAUGGCAGUUUAGCUAGCUAACUCCUCUGUCAUGUCUGUUGUCAUGGCACUUUAGCUAGCUAACUCCUCUGUCUGUUGUCAUGGCACUUUAGCUAGCUAACUCCUCUGUCCUGUCCAUUGUCAUGGCACUUUAGCUAGCUAACUCCUCUGUCCUGUCCGUUGUCAUGGCACUUUAGCUAGCUAACUCCUCUGUCCUGUCCGUUGUCAUGGCACUUUAGCUAGCUAACUCCUCUGUCCUGUCCGUUGUCAUGGCACUUUAGCUAGCUAACUCCUCUAUCCUGUCUGUUGUCAUGGCACUUUAGCUAGCUAACUCCUCUGUCCUGUCCGUUGUCAUGGCACUUUAGCUAGCUAACUCCUCUGUCCUGUCCGUUGUCAUGGCACUUUAGCUAGCUAACUCCUCUGUCCUGUCCGUUGUCAUGACACUUUAGCUAGCUAACUCCUCUAUCCUGUCUGUUGUCAUGGCACUUUAGCUAGCUAACUCCUCUGUCCUGUCCGUUGUCAUGGAAAAUGCUAGAAAGAACGAAAUAUGACACACUUUGAUGUGAUGAAUCAACAGGACAAAGUCCAAAGAUAGAGAUGGGAGGAGGUUUUUGUCUUGUUGACUUCACAUUCAAUCUUUAUAGAUUUUUUACAUGGCAUGUUAAAGAGAGACUUUUAUGAUCCUUAUCGCUCUACUGUUUUAUAUCAAUUUAAUGAUGUUUUGCUCUCUCUCUUUCUCUCAUGAUCUUGUGAAAGAGAUGUGUUUUAAUCAGGUUGUUUGUGCCAAGUCAAGGAUAUGCCAAACCUCAGCCCGCAUCAUCACCGUAUCCCUAGUUAGACCAUAACCUGGGAUGGUCAAAUAAACCAACCACGACCACUCUACGAAUAUAAAUUACACCUGGUACUAUUUCCACUUGCUUUAAAAGUACAUUGGUAUCAAAAAUAAGGUAGAGCCAAAACAGAAUAUUAAAACAAAAUCCGAAAUGUCAAUAUAUAAACAGAUGCAACGAGGCUCCUUCCUACCUGUGCUGUUCUUUGCAGAAACUCUAAUACACUGCAGUGGUUAUUGGCCGUGGAGGAGGGGGCUGAGAUUCUCGACUAGGCCCCGGAUGGCCUUUAAGUCCUCAGGUGUUUUUGGGUGUGGCAGCCUGUCUGACUCGUGCUAGUCUGAAACCACCCAGCUAGUCUGAAACCACCCAGCUAGUCUGAAACCACGCUGCUUAUGAGAGCUAGAAUGAACUAUGGGGUUUUUGCUUUCUAAUAACAAAGUCAAGUUUAACCAUUAACCCCAAUUUGUGUGCUAAACGAAUAAUAAACAUUAACUUUGCUCUCACAUCAA